This is a messenger RNA of Durusdinium trenchii, 2435 nucleotides long. The record is from the annotation of a GenBank genome assembly. Lineage: Eukaryota; Dinophyceae; Suessiales; Symbiodiniaceae.
AGCUGGUUCACUCUUCCUUAGGUUGUUGCAGUGAUUUGUAGAUGGCCUGUCAUGCCGCUAUGAGUCUAUGAGAGUAAAGCAACGGAAACGAGGCUGGGUGAUCUUGGCUACAGCGUGUGUGCCCAUGCAUAACUUUCUGUCCACAGAAACCUGGUCGGCGACAUGGUGCACCUUGGCUUGCAAACGCCAAACAAGGACCACACGAAGGGAAGAACUUGAAGACAUGCCGCGCCAAACUCACAGACAUACGGCAUGUUGUGCACACUCACAGGCAAACUUAAAUUCGCGGACGUUUACUCAUUGUACCCUGUUCCAAUUGUUUUUCCGCAGGAAGGCCCAUAAGGAAUCAAGCAAGUCGAGGAGAUGGGCUAGUUGGUGUCUCCAAAACUUUACGUGCCGACUUGAACUGCUAUCGGCAUUUCUGUUCCAAUAUGUGCUUGGUGACCUUCCUGUUGAAUGAUUUGUCAUGGAGGAAUCUACAGAAUCAAAUUGUGGCAACUCAUGGCGUCAGAAAAGUGAUGAAGAAAGAAUGUCAAAAGAACAAAAGGUGUUAAGGGAAAUGACAACUCAUAGAGUCAGAACGCUUUGCGUUUCUCCAACCCGCGGGAAGCGCUGACAGAUGAGGCACACGGCCGCCGUUGAAUUCCUCUUUACACAACAAAUGUACUUUGGUCACUUGCUGAAAACCUUUGUUUCACGUGUUUUGUUCAAAUCUUACACCUCUUCUUUCAAAGAACUUUCCUUGUGCUCCGCUUCAAUGAUUCCCCACGACAUGUCACAUGUGACAUGUCAUGCUCCAGACGGGUCAUCUACUGUAAUGCCAUCUAACGUCCAGUUUUGCUUCUUCAUGCAGAAGAAGAAAGCGAAAGAAACAGAAGAAGGACAGACCUGUUAGUUUUCAGAAAGACAGAGGUCAUCAGAGAUACAAUAAGUUCCUUUUGCGACAGGCUGCUCAGACUGGAGAUGAAGAGAAGAACAUCCAAUCCAUUUGAAGAGACGUUUCUUUGUGUUCAUCCCUGCGUGUCCUCAUUGUCCGAUAGGUCUUUAUUUUUAUUUUUACUUCUUCGUUCCCCCAAAACUCCUGACAGGCUGAUGCCUUGACUUUGGCGCGACGUCAGCUGACUUUGGCAACGUCAGCUGAAACUUGCUGCAGUACAACUGAACAUGGCAGCGGAGGACUGGCAAAAAGCCAGGGGAACAGGAGAUGAGCAGAAAAUCAGGGAGGCGAAGGAGGAGGAGAAGGUCCAGGAAGCCAAGCAGGACUAUGUGCUGUCGCGGCACGAUCCGCUCGGCACCUCGGUCCGAGGAUCGCGAAAAAAAAAAUGGGAGGCCCAAAGGCAAGCAAGGAUUGGUGGCAGAGCUGAAGCCAGUGAUGCAACGUUUGGUGAACACCUCCUGGCCAAGGAAAGUCACGCUUUUUGCAGGAAUCGCCUAGGCUCAUCGAAGAGACAGGCGAGAUGGAGAAGAUCGAAUUAUAUAUCCGUUUGGCUCACCUUGGCCUUGGAGAACGGAGAGGCCUUUAGAAGAUGUCAUUGUGGCGCGGAUGCCGUGGCAGCUACUUCAGCGAUGGAGGGAGUUGGGAUGGGCUGAGGCCAACUUGCCUGCAUUCUCAUUCGAGGACUUUUGCCAAGCCAUGGGGGCCGGGAAAAACAUGAUGACAUUUUGAGAGCCAUGAGCACUUGAUUUCUGUUGGCAUUUCAUGGGAUGCAACAAUUGCCGGGCUCACCCGAAGACAAGGGUUCGUUAUUCAACGAGACCAUGAGAAGGGUGUGCUCGCUGAUGAAUAGCAGAAACGGUCCUGCUAUGGUGUAAGUCGGAAUGACGAUGGCUCUUGACAAUCCCCAAGCACGACACUACGUCACCUUGCCAUUGGUGGAUGAGGUUUGCGGCAAUGAAUCAGCAGUGUUUAACUUCACAAAGUAGAUGUUAUAGAGCUUCUCGACAUGGGAGAUCAGGGUGCCUUGGAGGCUUUUGGAAGAGGCGGCCAGAGAAUCUACGGAGACUGUCGACCUGGUCAUGUCUGCAGUGCGCAACAACCCCAUCCCGGGAGGCUGCAUUGUUUGGUCCUUUAGUUGCCAGGCACUGAGCAGAUUGGCGAGUAUGCUCUGGCUGCAGUCGGUAACACUUGACAACCAAGAGCGGACACAUCAGCGAAUCCAACUCCUACAUCUGGAUCUACUCGUACCUCGGAGUGCUGUCGGGUCGUCGUUUCUUGGGCACAUGGAGCUCCUGCCCUUCUUCGAGCUCUGAACCAAGUGGAGAUCGUGAAUUUGCCUUUGAAGCAAGCAAUAAGCAAGAUGAGACAAGCGAAGUGGAAAAAGCAACCAACCAUGCUGGCAACGCAAUCAAUGUGAGCGAAAGGGACGGCGAUGUUUUCUGACUUUGCCACCCUGUUGCCCAACCAGAGAUUCAUUUAAACAUAGUCAUUUUUUGAC